Messenger RNA from Pyricularia oryzae 70-15, 465 nucleotides. RefSeq lists its product as uncharacterized. NCBI's taxonomy places the organism in Eukaryota, Fungi, Ascomycota, Sordariomycetes, Magnaporthales, Pyriculariaceae. The transcript is spliced from 2 exons. The record is from RefSeq and is a predicted model, not a curated record. The coding region runs from base 1 to 465 and encodes 154 amino acids.
AUGAUCAACGCCUCCACCACGCUCACGCCGCGUACAUGGGUGUGUGCUGACGAGAAUCAAGAGCAGGCCGCCGCGGGGGCAGCGGGCAUGCACCGUGAUGGCUCCGCCAUCGCAGCCGUCAUAGCGUUAGAGCCAGCGCAUUACCUCGACACACUGGACACAAACCACUGCCCGUCGCUGGCUGGAACAUUGUCACUCUGGGUGACUUUUGGCAGUUGCCUCCCGCGCAGCAAUGACCUCUUUUUGUCUAGCCAGUCGCUGUCCAGAAGAUCCAAACCCCAGGUGCAGUACCCCAUGCAGCCGGGAAGGUUAUCUGAAGAGCAGGCUCGGAUAGUACGCGACCUGACUAUUGCGGCCGCAGGCGGGCACCUGGGGCUCGGCACCGAGGAGGCACCGAGAACGACUCAGAUGUCGAAGACUCUGACAGUUUCUACUCCGAGACAGCAGUCGUGGCAGCAAGGCUAG